GGGUCUAGCCCCCGACUCCGACAGCACUCUUCUUGGCCAAGCCACGGCGCCUUCGUACCUUCCUAUUUGUGGCCGUAUCACGUUUUAUAGACACGCAAAUGUGGACUGACGGGAUUCUUCCAUGCCGCACCGAAAACCAUCCGGAGUGCUGAGCACCUCACGUGGUCAACGUCAUGUGCGGUCUAAUGCGGCAUCCACGACCGGCCCUGGUAGCCAUCGACUUACCACGCCUGGAGUAAGCACGGUCGACGUGCAGCCUCGGCCACGCAAAGAACCAGCCGCCGUCUUAAUCUACGGGUCCAGCCGCCUACUCGGAGAUGCCAGGACACAGCGCCUUCGUCACUUCCUGUCUGCGGCCGUAUCACCUUUUAUGGACACGGGUCCAGCCGCCUACUCGGAGAUGCCAGGACACAGCGCCUUCGUCACUUCCUGUCAGCGGCCGUAUCGCCUUUUAUGGACACGUGCGGCAGGAAUUCAUCGUGGUUUCGGACGUCGCUGCCGACGCCGGAACAAUCGGAAGGAAUGUCCUCGUCGUCGCAUUCCAGUUCGGGGACCUCGCUCACAUUGUCCAUCGGUCAACGCCAGUACCCGCACAGAUUUCGGCGCCCGACCGAGGAUCCUACGAAUGCAUUGGCGAACGGUUGAUUGA
Messenger RNA from Dermacentor silvarum, 649 nucleotides. RefSeq lists its product as uncharacterized. Bases 122 to 649 code for a protein of 175 amino acids. The transcript is spliced from 8 exons. The record is from RefSeq and is a predicted model, not a curated record. NCBI's taxonomy places the organism in Eukaryota, Metazoa, Arthropoda, Arachnida, Ixodida, Ixodidae.